GUACAAACAGUACAAACUGUCACUUUAUUAUUUUUAUGACAUACAUUGACUGACAGAAAAAGAAAACAGUUAUAUUUUGUUAUCAUUGUUGAAAUAUACAGUAGAGAAUUUGUUUUAAAAAAUGUCAUACAUUUUGUUAAGGAAAACCUUCAAUUCCCAUCGCUCAAGACUGCAGGAGAAAUUAACUCUGCUGGUUCUUCUUCAACAAACGAGGGACCAAUCAACAGAGAAAAAGCCAAAGACUACCGACGAGUAUGAAUUCAUUCAUAAAAGCAAACUACCCACAAUGCACUUUCAGGCGUCCUUGCCUCGUUUGCCAGUUCCGAAAUUGGAAGACACUUGUCGACGAUAUUUGAACGCACAAAAACCUCUACUGAGUGAAGAAGAAUUUACAAAAACAAAAUCCUUCGUAGACAAAUUUUUGAAGAGUGAAGGACAAACAUUCCAAAAAGAAUUACUAGCGACAGAUAAAAGAAAUUCUCACACCAGUUAUAUCAGCGAAUAUUGGUUCGAUAUGUACCUGAGAGAUCGAAGGCCAUUGCCAAUCAAUUACAAUCCAAUUUUAGUUUACAAUCAAGAGACUGACGAACGCUACAAUGAUCAACUGGUGAAAGCCACGAAUCUUAUUGUUUCCUCGGCUCGAUUUAUGAAGUCACUGAGGGCUGGAAUUCUGGAACCAGAAGUUUUUCAUUUGAAUCCUAAAAAGUCGAAUACCGAAUUAUUUCGCACAAUUACGGGAAUGUUGCCCUCGUGGAUUUCUUGGUAUGGAGCUUAUGCUUUUAAGGCUUUUCCACUGGACAUGUCGCAAUAUGCAAAUCUAUUUAAUUCAACGAGAAUUCCUGAACAAAACAAAGAUCGAAUUUUCUUGGACAAAUCAGCUCGUCAUUUAGUUGUAAUGCGAGGUGGAAAUUUCUAUUCAUUUGAGGUAUUGAAUUCCGAUGGCAGUUUAGUUGCACCAAAAAAAAUAGCUGCCAAUUUAAAUUUUAUUCUUCAAGACAAGAAGCAAAAGUCAGAAAAUCCAGUGGGAGUUUUAACUGGUAGCGAUAGAAAUCGAUGGGCGGAAGCGAGAGCCCAUCUUUUGAAAAUUGGAAAUGACGAUAUUCUGCGAAAGAUCGAUUCAGCUGCGUUUGUUUUAAUUUUAGACGACGAAAAUAUCGGCGAAGAGUACAAAGGACUUUUACAUCAUUUUCUUCAUGGCGAUGGUAAGAAUCGGUGGUUCGACAAAUCAUUUUCUCUCAUCAUUACUAAGGACGGUUUUGCUGGAGUCAAUUUUGAACAUUCUUGGGGUGAUGGAGUGGCGAUCCUCAGAUAUUUCCAAGAUAUUAAAGCUGAUAUUUCUAAGCACUUAUGGUUCCGACCGGAAGACAGAUUAUUAAUUUCAAAUAUAAACCCGGACGUGGAGUCACUAGAGUUUACUUUAGAUGAAGAGGUGAAAAAUGUAAUUCAGUUGGAGGGGAAGAAGUAUAAGGAUUGGGUUGAUUCGCUGAGUGUCGAUUACAUGACAUACGAAGGAUUCGGUAAAGAUGAAGUGAAAAAGUUUGGUGUCAGUCCUGAUGCUAUAAUGCAAUUGGCGUUUCAAUUAGCAUUUUAUAAGCAGGAGGGUAGAACUGUUGCUAGUUAUGAAUCUUGCAGCACUGCCGCUUUUAAACACGGACGCACAGAAACUGUGAGACCUUGCACAGAGCAAACGAAAAAAGUUUGCUCAAUUUUGGCUGAAAAAUCAUCAGAAGUCUCCAACGCAGAGUUGAAGAAGAUGAUUGUUGAUUGUAGCAAGGCGCACACCGAACUUGUCAAGAAUGCUGCUAUGGGUCAGGGUUUCGAUCGACAUCUUUUUGCAUUGAAAAAAAUGCAAGAGGAAUUCGGAGAAAAUAAAUCGGAUCUGUUUGAAGAUUCAGCGUUUUCUGCAAUAAAUUAUAAUAUUUUGUCCACAUCGACAUUAUCAACUCCGAUUUUGUUGGCUGGUGGGUUUGGACCUGUUGUUCCUGACGGUUACGGUAUCGGGUACAUGAUUCAGGAUAAAAGAUUAGGUGCAGUGGUAACAAGUUACACACAACACAGAAAUGCAACUCAAUAUGUUAAGAAUCUUCAAGCAGCUAUUGAAGAUAUUCACAGAGUGAUGAUUUCGCCUUAAAUUUUAAUGAAAGACUUGAUCAUAUUGAUCUAAAGUAUUUUUAAAUAUAUUUUUAAAUGAACAUGCCUUUUAAAGUUUUAUAAAUAAUAUGUCAUAGCCAUAGAAUAUUUUUUGACAAUGGAAGAAGUUUUCUUGUUAUACAAUUUGUUAUAUACUUUUAUAAAUAUAUAUAUUGACGACUUUAUACAAAGUUUUUUAAAGAAUUUGCAAUUAAAUUAUACUGACAC
This is a messenger RNA of Leptopilina heterotoma, 2358 nucleotides long. RefSeq names its product carnitine O-palmitoyltransferase 2, mitochondrial-like (gene CPT2). Gene Ontology annotation, molecular function: carnitine O-palmitoyltransferase activity. Gene Ontology annotation, biological process: fatty acid beta-oxidation. The transcript is spliced from 7 exons. The record is from RefSeq and is a predicted model, not a curated record. Lineage: Eukaryota; Metazoa; Arthropoda; Insecta; Hymenoptera; Figitidae. Gene Ontology annotation, cellular component: mitochondrion. The coding region runs from base 122 to 2131 and encodes 669 amino acids.